Messenger RNA from Aspergillus niger, 3360 nucleotides. RefSeq lists its product as uncharacterized. Gene Ontology annotation, biological process: regulation of transcription by RNA polymerase II; protein demethylation. Gene Ontology annotation, molecular function: DNA-binding transcription factor activity, RNA polymerase II-specific; zinc ion binding; transcription coregulator activity. The record is from RefSeq and is a predicted model, not a curated record. NCBI's taxonomy places the organism in Eukaryota, Fungi, Ascomycota, Eurotiomycetes, Eurotiales, Aspergillaceae. The coding region runs from base 1 to 3360 and encodes 1119 amino acids. The transcript has 2 exons.
AUGGCACAAAUGCCGAUAGAGCAUUCUUCCAAGAUUGAAGAUGAUACGGAGGAGUCUAACCAGGCUAGCUGCGCGGCUUGCAAUCUUGUGCGGAUCCCGAUGGACACUGGCGAGCAAGGCGACGUGACAUGGAUAAGCUGCGAUGGUUGCAAACGGUGGUUUCAUAUUGUCUGUGCUGGGUUCAAGAGUGACCGCGAACUCCGAACAGUGGACAAAUUUAUCUGUCGAGAAUGCCGUCCUAUUUAUGGACAGACUACGUUCGUGCGCAAAUCUUCUCGCGCUCGCACAGCUAUUGAUUAUGCCGGCCUCAACCAAGGGCUUGUCAAGGCCGCUACGGACUCUCUCGAACAUCACUACAUUGAACCCAUCCGACAGGGCAAAAUUCAGUUCCUACCUGAAAAUUUCCCACGAAUGCGUCCUGAGCUGGUCACUGCCGAGUAUUUCGAGCGAGGCAAUGGCAUGACGGAACCAAUUGUCAUCCCUGCGGAGUGGAACACUCGCGAGUCCGUUUCGAUCAGUGAUUCCGAGUUUGACACUCUAGUACAAGAGGCGCCUACGCAAGAAAUGUUCGACGAGCUGCUGGAUCAUAUUGUCGAGCAAGAGGAAGGCUACGAGCAAGUGAUAGAUUGUGGCCAGGAUCAGUUGGACAUGGUGAUUCCUGAAGGCCUUACCGUUCGAAGAGUUGCGGAGCUUUACGGACCGGAAGAAAGAGUCGAGGUCAUUGAUGUCAAAUCGCAGCAGAACGAAGACAAGAGGUGGACAAUGCAGAAAUGGGCGGAAUACUACGAGAGUACUGGCGACAAGGUUGUCCGAAACGUCAUCAGUUUGGAAGUCUCACAGAGCCCAUUGGGCAGGCUCAUUCGUCGGCCAAAGGUUGUCCGGGAUCUUGACCUUCAGGACUCUGUCUGGCCUGACGAACAGAAGGCCGUCGGCGACUGCCCGAAAGUCCAGUUCUACGUCUUAAUGUCUGUCGCUGACUGCUAUACCGAUUUCCACAUCGACUUUGGAGGGUCCUCGGUAUAUUAUCAUAUUCUGAAAGGCAAAAAGACCUUCUUCUUCAUCCCGCCCAAGGACAAGCACCUGAAAAAGUAUGAGGAGUGGUGUAAUUCUCCUGCGCAGGAUUCCACCUUUCUUGGGGACCAAACCAAGGAAUGCUAUCGCGUGGAUCUGUCUGAAGGCGAUACGAUGCUGAUCCCCUCGGGCUGGAUCCAUGCCGUCUGGACCCCCGAGAACAGUCUUGUCAUCGGUGGGAAUUUCCUUACGAGGCUGAACUACGGGAUGCAGAUUAAGAUCGCGCAGAUCGAGAAGGAUACCAAGGUUCCACGGAAGUUCAGGUACCCGUUCUUCCAGAAGAUACAAUGGUAUACCGCGUUGCGAUAUCUCGAAGAUGACCCGCUACCGCAGAGCGUUCUUGACGCCUUUGCGCAGGACGAAAACUACCGCUUCCACCGAGCGUAUCCGAUCUACUACGAAUUCGGCGAACGGACGAACAAUGCGCCUGCCGGGUCGCCUUAUCACAACUCGCGCUUCUAUUCUCAAGCGGAACUGGAAGGGCUACCAGAUCUUGCAAAAUACCUAUAUCACACUGCCCUCAUUGCUGGCGCCUAUCUGACGGAGGGCGUGACGAUGGAUACCAGGAAUGCGGUCAAACGCUCGAUACCUAAGAUGUCCGGGGAGCCAAUCGAUGCCGUAAGGAAGUUUGGCAUCUGGGUCGCCUGGAAGCGUGGCAAUGAGAGGGCACCGCAUUGGACCCGCCCUGGCGUGGCUGAAAGCAAUGCGAAACUCAGUCUCGCGGAGAAGAAACCCGCCGGAAGGCCCAGCCGUCGCUCAGAGCGUAAUGCCGAGAGCCAGCGCACGUACGCAGAAAGACAGGCUGUACAGCGGCUUCCAGAGCCGGCUCAUGACCCAGCAACCGAAAUGAGCAACAGUAGUGGCCCUAGUGGUCCGCUGAAUGCCGGAGCUGCUAUGCCAGACGGCCCGUCGAGCAGUGGCAUCAAAGAAGAGCCUGCUCCCAAAUCGCGCGCUGCACCCCGUGGCUCCGGACUGGGCCCUAAGCGCGUUGCCUGCGAUGCCUGUCGCAAGCGAAGGAUCCGGUGUCACCACAAGGAUGAACAUAACGACGGUAUUUCCAGCAAGCAAACGGCCGUGACCGCUUUCGGCCCCAGCAACCAUUCGUUAGCACACGACGCAGCGUCUGCGCUGAAUUCACUUGCCGCUAUUGCAUCGGAAGCAGGCUUUCAAGACAAUGGAAGUGGCAGGAACCCGGAUCGGUUUGAAGUCGCUGCCAAGUUCAACUCCGCCAUUUUGGGUACGCCGCGUGCACCGGUCAAUGGACUCGGACUCAAUGAUGCCAGUCCUGAAGGCGCCAACACCGGAAAGAAGGGCCGCAGCAAGGCCUGCGACGACUGCCGGAAGAGCAAGCGUCGGUGUAUCCACGAUGAGUACGGCCGUAUUGACCCUGUUAAGGCGCAAGAACGAGCAAAGCCGCGCGCUGCUGCUUCUGCCAAACGGCCUCGUAUCAACGAAGAAGGAACUGGGCCGAUGAUCAACAAACGGAUGAAGCAGGAGAGCACAUCGCCUACGUCGAGGCCGGCACAUCUCAGCAACAAUCGUGAAGCUGGUGCGCCGGGGACGCAAGAUCACCUGUCCGAUCAUGCUCAUGCAGCCGUGGAUCUCCAUGCCCCGUUCUCGGAUGCGCCGCUGGCUGAUAAAGACUCAAAUCGGCAGUCGGGAAUGACCGUUGGGGAAAAGGAAGCACCAUUGGGGCCAACCUCCUACGCAUCACCGCCUACGUUCCAGACUGACACGGUCGAUGCGAAGGAAAUAGAUUCUGCGCCUGUCUCUAAGCCUACUGCCACCCUUGUAUCACCGCCGACCUCACUGGCCGACGAGACCGAUGUUCCUCAGGAACAAGCAGACGGAGAAGGGGACCAUGUGGUAGUCCUGCACACACCAACCUCAAGUUCCCGGCACUCUUCGCGCCAACCGCGCCAGGUUGAUCGGUACAUGCCUGAGACGCAUGUUUCCAAGCCGACCAAGGGGACGACCCAUACCCCCACCGCCCGUCGUUCUUCGUUCGGCGGUUCAAGCGGUGGUGUGCGAAAAUCCACCCCAGGUCCUUCUUCAGGCUCCAAAAAGUCCGCAUCACGCCCCUCCUCGUCCUCGCAUGCCAAGAAGAGUUUCUGGUCAACCGACGAGAAAAAGGGCGACCGGCACUCUGCGACGUCAACAUCUCCUGGGCAGCCGGGCAAAAACCCUAAGCGGGUUGCGGACGAGGAGCCGGAUGCUGAGAGCCUCCGCUUGAUCCGUGAACUGCAAGAAGCCGAGUUCGGGCUACGCAAGAGAUCCACACGAGUGUGA